AUGGCUCGCACCAAGCAAACCGCUCGUAAGUCUACUGGUGGCAAGGCCCCUCGCAAACAACUUUCUACGAAGCAAGCCAAGAAGAGUACUUCGGCUGCCACUGGUGGUGUCAAGAAGCCUCACCGCUUCCGCCCUGGUACCGUCGCUCUUCGUGAAAUUCGCAAGUAUCAAAAGUCUACCGAGCUCCUGAUUCGCAAGCUUCCCUUCCAACGUCUCGUCCGUGAAAUCGCUCAAGACUUCAAGACUGAUCUCCGCUUCCAAUCAUCUGCUGUCAUGGCUCUCCAAGAAGCCGCUGAAGCUUACCUCGUCUCACUUUUCGAAGACACUAACUUAGCUGCCAUUCAUGCCAAGCGCGUUACGAUUCAGCCAAAGGAUCUCGCUCUUGCCCGACGUCUCCGUGGCGAGCGUACCGCUUAAUCCAUCCAAACUGUUAAUCCCUCGUCAU
Messenger RNA from Cantharellus anzutake, 445 nucleotides. RefSeq names its product histone-fold-containing protein. The record is from RefSeq and is a predicted model, not a curated record. Bases 1 to 417 code for a protein of 138 amino acids. NCBI's taxonomy places the organism in Eukaryota, Fungi, Basidiomycota, Agaricomycetes, Cantharellales, Hydnaceae. Gene Ontology annotation, cellular component: nucleosome. Gene Ontology annotation, molecular function: structural constituent of chromatin; DNA binding; protein heterodimerization activity. The transcript is spliced from 5 exons.